GAGAGCGAGAGAGCGAGAGAGAGAGAGAGAGAGAGCAUCCUGCUCUGGGCACCUCAUUACUAAUUUGACUGUCUGUUCUCGUGCGCUCCUGUACCUGCUCUCCAUACGCUACAAUCUCUCCUGAAUUGUUUUAGGAAUGGCUUUGCAUCCCUACUACGCUUUUGGUGACUUUAACGCCUCGGUCUUCAUAACUCCUUUCAAUGUAACGGUUACCGAGGAUCCGCUGCGCGUGCACUCAACCAACAAUGAGACCAGCCAGGCUACAGCCAGGAACACUACAAGUCUCAUCAUCGCUGUCUGUAUCACAGCUCUCUACUCUCUCAUCUGUGUGGUUGGACUGCUUGGAAACGUGCUUGUUAUGUAUGGGGUGGUCAGGUACACCAAGAUGAAGACCGCCACCAACAUCUACAUCUUCAACCUGGCUCUCGCUGACGCUCUCGCCACCAGCACCCUCCCCUUCCAGAGCGCCAAGUACCUGAUGAGCACAUGGCCCUUUGGGGAGGUGUUGUGUAAAGUGGUCAUUGCCAUCGACUACUACAACAUGUUCACCAGCAUCUUCACGCUCACCAUGAUGAGCGUGGACCGCUACAUCGCCGUUUGUCAUCCGGUGAAGGCCCUGGACUUUCGCACGCCUACCAAAGCCAAGCUCAUCAACAUCUGCAUCUGGAUCCUCUCCUCAGCCUUCGGAGUCCCUGUGAUGAUCAUGGCUGUUACCAAGGUGACAGACAAAGGAAACACUGCCUGCGAACUCAGAUUCCCCAAACCUGAGAAGUACUGGGACACAGUAAUGAAAAUCUGUGUGUUUGUCUUCGCCUUCGUGGUCCCCAUCCUGGUCAUCACCGUCUGCUACGGUCUGAUGAUCCUGCGGCUCAAGAGUGUCCGUCUGCUCUCCGGCUCCAAAGAGAAGGAUAGGAACCUGCGACGGAUCACCCGCAUGGUCCUGGUGAUUGUGGCGGCCUUCAUCAUCUGUUGGACUCCCAUCCACAUCUUCAUCAUUGUUAAAACCAUGGUGGAUAUAGACCGCACGAACCUCCUGGUGGUGGCCAGCUGGCAUCUGUGCAUCGCGCUGGGAUACACCAACAGCAGUCUCAAUCCUGUGCUGUACGCCUUCUUGGAUGAGAACUUCAAAAGGUGCUUUAGGGAUUUCUGCCUGCCCUAUCGCUCCCGCCUGGAGCAGAACAGCUUCUCCAGAGCACGCAAUGGCACAAAGGAGCCCAUGUCUGUUUGUGCUCCUGCGACAAAACAUAGACCAUCGGACUGACUAGGCAUGGAUCAGUUGGGAGAAAGAACAGAUCAGGGGGACCUCCAGACCGAGGUCACACAGAUCUCCACCACAGGAGUCUGAGUCUACAGAUGUCUGCUUUUGACCUGCCAGUUAUGUAAAUUUUUGAUUGUGUUUUUGGUCUCAUAUAAUGAAACUAGUGAGACACAAUUCUUUGACAAACAUGCCUGAGUGUGCCUGUGCAUAAGGAAAUGGAAUGCAGAUGUUCAUCCUUGGAGUGUACAAAGCACAUGCAUGAUGCGAACACAUAUACAGUGCGGUCACAAAGUAUUGGGAUAGUGAUAUGUCUUUUAUUGUGUUGGCGCUGCACAA
This is a messenger RNA of Etheostoma spectabile (orangethroat darter), 1594 nucleotides long. It is a transcript of the gene oprd1b, whose product is annotated as opioid receptor, delta 1b. Gene Ontology annotation, molecular function: neuropeptide binding; G protein-coupled enkephalin receptor activity. Bases 137 to 1261 code for a protein of 374 amino acids. Lineage: Eukaryota; Metazoa; Chordata; Actinopteri; Perciformes; Percidae. Gene Ontology annotation, biological process: G protein-coupled opioid receptor signaling pathway; neuropeptide signaling pathway. The transcript has 3 exons. Gene Ontology annotation, cellular component: neuron projection; plasma membrane. The record is from RefSeq and is a predicted model, not a curated record.